Molecule: messenger RNA, 5062 nt
Organism: Rana temporaria (common frog)
Lineage: Eukaryota; Metazoa; Chordata; Amphibia; Anura; Ranidae
Gene: CLSTN1
Product: calsyntenin 1
Exons: 19
Coding region: 241-3171 (976 amino acids)
Biological process (GO): positive regulation of synapse assembly; positive regulation of synaptic transmission; homophilic cell-cell adhesion
Cellular component (GO): postsynaptic membrane; cell surface
Molecular function (GO): amyloid-beta binding; X11-like protein binding; kinesin binding
Source: RefSeq, a predicted model, not a curated record
CGGUGAGAGUGGGCGGGGCUGGUCGCCGCGGUGCCCGCAGACACAGAGACGUUUUCUCAGCAGCAGUACCAAGCCGCCAUCUUAGCUCGGCACCGGAGAAGCGGAACGGGGACAGGGUACUCGUCUGGCCGGGAGAGGGAAACAUCAGGAGAGGAGCUCAGGACUGACCGCCCCCCACCGGAUUAGUGAGGGAAGAGGAGGGGAAGACCGGCACAGGCUUAUCACAGCGGGGUGGAGAAGAUGCCUGGGAUGUGGCGGUGUUCCCCGACCUGCCUGCUGCUGCUCAUCACCGGCCUGCUGUGCGGGGCUUUGGCCACUAGAGUUAACAAGCAUAAACCAUGGAUCGAAACCACGUACCACGGGAUCGUAACGGAGAACGACAAUGCCGUCUUGCUAGACCCUCCUCUUAUAGCGCUAGACAAAGAUGCCCCCCUACGCUAUGCAGAGAGUUUUGAGGUGACAGUCACCAAAGAAGGUGAGAUCUGCGGCUUUAAGAUCCAUGACCAGGACGUGCCAUUUGAGGCCGUGGUGGUAGACAAGUCCACCGGAGAGGGAGUUAUCCGCUCUACGCAGAAACUGGACUGCGAGCUGCAGAAGGAUUAUACGUUUACCAUCCAGGCCUAUGACUGCGGGAAAGGACCAGAUGGAGCCAGUGCCAAAAAGUCUCACAAGGCGACUGUACACAUCCAAGUGAAUGACGUGAACGAGUAUGCUCCAGUCUUCAAGGAAAAAUCAUACAAAGCCACGGUCAUCGAAGGAAAGAAGUACGACAACAUCCUUAAAGUGGAAGCUGUGGACGCUGACUGCUCCCCUCAGUUCAGCCAGAUCUGCAGCUACGAGAUCGUGACUCCCGAUGUACCAUUCACCAUUGACAAAGAUGGUUACAUCAAGAAUACAGAGAAGCUGAAUUACGGUAAAGAGCGCCAGUACAAGCUUACAGUGACCGCCUACGACUGCGGGAAGAAAAGGGCCACAGAGGACAUUCUGGUCAAAAUCAGCAUUAAACCAACAUGCAAAGCAAGCUGGCAAGGCUACAGUAAGAGAGUGGAGUAUGAGCCUGGCACUGGGUCCCUGGCAUUAUUCCCUGGCAUGCAUCUGGAGACCUGCGAUGAACCAAUCACGUCAAUUCAAGCAACGGUGCAGUUGGAAACCAGCCACAUCGGCAAAGGCUGUGACAGAGACACGUACUCUGAGAAGUCUAUCCACAGACUAUGCGGUACUACUGCAAACACCGUUGAACUGCUCCCGUCUCCCAGUAGCGCCACCAACUGGACCGUGGGGCUCUCGACCGAUAAUGGCCACGACAGCGACCAAGUUUUUGAAUUUAACGGCACCCAGGCAGUGAAGAUCCCCGAAGGCGUUGUGACUGCUGAUCUUAAAGAUCCCUUUGUGAUCUCUGUUUGGAUGAGACACGGACCCGGUGGCCGAGAGAAGGAAACCAUUAUGUGCAAUUCUGAUAAAACAGACAUGAACCGUCACCACUACUCCAUGUACAUCCACAACUGCAAAGUGGGCUUCUUGUUCCGUCAGGAGCCCUCCGAGGAGAAGACUUACAAGCCUGCUGAAUUUCACUGGAAGCUGAAUCAGGCGUGUGACAAAGAGUGGCAUCAUUAUGUAUUGACCGUGGACUUGCCUGCCAUCACGCUGUAUGUGGACGGGGUUUCCUACGACCCCACCACAAUGACAGAGGACUACCCCCUGCAUCCUACCAGUCUGGAGACUCAGCUUGUGGUUGGCGCCUGCUGGCAAGAGUAUUCAGGAAGUGGAAAUGUCACUGAGCCAAUGACUGAGAGUGAUGCAGGUGGCGAGCAGCACAUGGCGCAGUUUUUCCAUGGAAAUCUCGCCGGAUUAAUGGUUCGAUCUGGCAAGUUGGAGAGCACGAAGGUGAUCGAUUGUCUGUAUACCUGCAAAGAAGGUCUGGAGUUCCCACCAGCUGAGGGUGUCGGGAAGGGCAUGAAGAUCACUUUGAGUCCCAGCCAAUCUACAUUGACCCUGGAGGGUGAUGACAUUGACCGCUUUGACCAGGCCAUGCAGCACAUCUCCUACCUGAACUCCCGCCAGUUCCCCACACCCGGCAUCAGACGGCUGAAGAUUACAACCACAGUGAAGUGCUUCAAUGAGGAGACCUGUAUCAGUGUGCCCGAUGUGGAUAGUUACGUCAUGGUGCUGCAGCCCGAGGAGCCCAAGAUCAGCCUGAGCGGCAUUGAUCAUUUUGCCCGCGCAGCCUCGGAGUUUGAGAGCACAGAGGGCGUGUCCUUAUUCCCGGAGCUUCACAUCAUCAGCACCAUCACCCGGGAGGUGGAAGCCGAGGGCGACGGGGAUGAGGAUCCUACCGUUCAAGAGUCUUUGGUUUCAGAGGAGAUCAUGCAUAACCUGGACACCUGUGAGGUGACUGUAGAUGGCGAGGAACUGAAUCCCGACCAGGAGAGUCUCCAGCUGGAUCUCACUCACCUGCAGCAGAAAGGGCUUGAAAUGACCGGCUCCAACCAAGGGAUCGUCAUCACAGGUGUGGACACAAUGGCCAACUACGAGGAGGUCCUGCAUCUCAUCCGCUACAGAAACUGGAAUACCGCCACCCUGUUUGAUCGUAAAUUCAAACUGGUCUGUUCGGAGCUGAAUGGGCGCUACAGCAGCAAUGAGUUCAAGGUGGAGGUAAAUGUGAUCCACACAGCCAGCCCUGCUGAGGCCCCCAAUCACAUAGCAAUUCAGCCCCAGUUUGUCCACAAUGCGCAUCACUCCUUCGAGGAUCUCUCCGGGCACAACCUGGUCAAUCCACACCCGACAUCAGUUGUUCCCAGCGCAGCCACCAUCGUCAUUGUGGUCUGUGUGAGCUUCCUAGUCUUCAUGAUCAUCCUUGGAGUGUUUCGUAUCCGUGCCGCUCACCAGCGCACCAUGACCGAUCAAGAAACCGGCAAAGAGAAUGAGAUGGACUGGGAUGACUCGGCCCUCACCAUCACCGUCAACCCCAUGGAGACCUACGAGGACCAGCACAGCAGUGAGGAGGAAGAGGAGGACGAUGAUGAUGAAGAGAGCGAGGAUGGAGAAGAAGAUGACAUCACCAGUGCCGAAUCAGAAAGCAGCGAGGAAGAGGAGGGAGAACAAGAGGAAGACCAGCAGAAUGUUAACCGGCAGCAGCAACUGGAGUGGGACGACUCCACUCUGACCUAUUGAUCUCCGCUGCCGUCAUUUGCGCCCAGUCACCACAGCACACGCCCCCCUCUCUUCCCGCAGGCGCACCGUGUACAAAGUCAUUCCAGACACAUCCCACCUGCCUCACGGAACAACCAUACUUCCUCUCUUCCGCCUGCUGAGUGGCUGGGGUUCAUCAUUUUUCUCAGUGUUCCAAUCCAUUCUGCGAUUACCGUGCCCUCUCCUCGGAGGGGCGCGGCUCUCUCUGGACUACAGGUUUCAUUCCUUUUUAUUUGUUUUCCGGAAAAAAAAAAAGCAAACAUUUCGGUUUACUGACGAGGGGCACAGGGACUCCACAAAGCCUGGUGAUCUUAUUUUUUUUAAUGUUUUUCCUCCACCCAAAGUACUGCAUGGUCCAAUAUUGGCAACAUCCUCUGAUACCGAAAAAAAAAAGAACCCCUUUAACUGUCCGAGGUGCCAGUCUCCGCCUUUGGCCUUCACUGCUUGGCAGCUUUGCCGGUGGCUCCGCUGAUGGUGAAAGGGGGCUUGUAGAAGACUAACUUUUUAAUAUUUUUUUUUGUAAAUAUGUUGAAAUCAAUGUAAUUAUGUCCAUGUUGGUGGUGUAAAAGGGGUUUGGAGUCAUAAAAUGCAGGUUGGCACUUGUGACAGCCUGGCACAGCCUCAGUGAGGUGAUUUUUUUUUUUUUUUUGUUUCCCAAAGCUGGCAGAGGUCUGCAGGAGACUGAGGCAGCUUCUUUUACUUCUCACUGCCGAAUGAUUCUCCUUUGUUCUGUCGGCUCGGUACGAAUGACUGCCUAGCUAGAAAGUACAGAGCUGCAAUGACUCCUGAUAACCACAAGAUGUCAGUCUGCUGACUUCCAAGGGCAACACACUGUGCCCCAUAUAUAUGUACAGCACAUCAGACCUCAGACUGCAGCCAAGAUCGAUUUGUCCCUUUUGCUUUUAUUAAUGUCACUUUUCUGCAGAGCAGUUAAGAUAUAGACGUAUGGGUACUUCCAGGCCCCCCCAGUGGGGGCGUUUUAUUAUUCUGUCGUCAGUGGUCGGGAAGGCAUUGGCAAACGAUUGCGAGGUUUAGUCGCCCACGUUUGUUCUGGCUCGCUUAGCUGGGCGAUAAUACUGUUUACAUGAAAGUUUUCUUUUUUUUAUUAUAAACGCACGGGUUCGUUCCAUAAAACGGCGCACACUGCCCCACAACAACAAGCCUGUUUCACGGCUCAGAUCCAGAAUAAGUGGCUUUCUAUUUGUUUGCUGCGGCGGGGGGGUAACUAUGCGCCUUUUUUGUUUUGAUAGGCCCGUGCGUGCUUUAAAAAAGAGCAGGCAAGGAAAAUGAGGUGAGCGUUUGAGCUGGGCUGUCCCGGAGGUAGCGGUAUAAACCGUUUAUGGUUUUCUGGCGACUGGGUAGGUGCCCGGCGCGGCAGGGAAUGUAGUAAGUGCUUAGUAACUGUUAAUCACUGUAUUUCGGGGUUGUGGGUAAAGCCCAUUGGCUUUCCAGCCGUUGUAGGAUCACCGAUCCCCCCCCAGCGAUCCCUUGCAAGGCGGCGCUGGAGUUUGUAUACGCACAGCAGCUGGAGAGCCAUGCGUUUCCCAUCUCUCUGGAAGAAUCCCUUCCUUUUGUGGAAGGAUCUUUAGGUAUUAAAUAUUGACCUACUGGUAAAUCAUCUCUAAGUUAUGAGGGCCACCGAACCAAACCUCAAGAGUUGUUUAUCACAAAGCCGAUCUCUCAUUGGAAACCGAAUGAAGAUCUGACGGUUUCCUCCCCCCGGCAACCAGGAUCUCUUGCUCUGCCAGGUUGCUCGGGGGCAACAAGAAGAGAGUUCAGUCAUACGACCGUUUUGUACAAACGUCAGAAUUGUAUUAUGUCUUUGAGAAGCGUUCAAAGUGACUUCCCUUCCAUCUGAUUGGAGGAGUACAGG